GACUGUGCGCGAGACUACAGUGGUGUGUGUGUAUGUGUGUGUGUUCCAAUGAGUGGGGAAAAGGAGACAACCACUAGCUAAAGAAAGCAAGGAGAAAGAGAGGCAAGUCAACCAUAGUGAGAUAGAAGAAAAAAAGCCAACUAGCCGUGGUCGGUUGAGGGGCAUGGAGAGUAGAGUUUUUAGCUUUGAUGAGUUGGUCGUGUUUUCGUAUUGUUUUUAGAAAAUUAGCCACAUACCUGGUUAAAUCCAGUUAAAGCGCGAGAAGAAGCCUGCAACUGGCUCUGGUCCCUGUUAAGGACCCGUUGAACGGCUAGCUGGCUACAUGGUAUUUUGUUGUCGCUAGCUUAGCUAACAGCCUGCGAGGUAGCUCCGUUGCCAGAAGAAAUUAUUGAAAACUUCUGUGGAAGUAUGGAUGAUCAGACCCGGAUGCUGGCGGGUCUGGGAGGACUCGGCGGAUUAACACAAGAUGUUGGCGACCCCGACUCGGUUCGGAAGCAGCUCGGCCAACCUCAGCAGGACAUUGGGGAUAUUCUUCAACAAAUAAUGGCCAUCACAGACGAGAGCCUGGACGAAGCUCAGGCAAGAUGCUGGCCAGAGGAGGCUCCGGCGCAGUGGGGCGGAACUGACGACCCCACAGAGGGAGGGGGAGCUGGGAGGGGCACGGCAGGGGGUGCCCUGCCGCUCAACUUCCAGCACAGGAAACAUGCUCUGAACUGCCACAGGAUGAAACCAGCCCUCUUCAGCGUCCUGUGUGAGAUCAAAGAGAAGACUGUUCUCAGUAUCCGCGGCGUUCAGGAAGAGGAUCCACCAGAUCCCCAGAUCAUGCGCCUGGACAACAUGCUGCUGGCCGAGGGCGUGUCGGGGCCGGAGAAGGGUGGGGGUUCGGCAGCUGCAGCAGCAGCGGCCGCUGCGGCAGGGGGAUCCCCCAACGACGGCAGCAUUGAGCACUCGGACUACAGAGCCAAGCUGGCCCAGAUCCGCCAGAUCUACCACUCCGAGCUGGAGAAGUAUGAACAGGCGUGCAGUGAGUUCACCAACCACGUGAUGAACCUGCUGCGAGAGCAGUCCCGCACACGGCCCAUCUCCCCGAAGGAGAUCGAGCGCAUGGUGAGCAUCAUCCACCGCAAGUUCAGCUCCAUCCAGAUGCAGCUCAAGCAGAGCACCUGUGAGGCCGUCAUGAUCCUGCGCUCGCGCUUCCUGGACGCCAGGCGCAAGAGGCGCAACUUCAACAAACAGGCAACGGAGGUGCUCAACGAGUACUUCUACUCGCACCUGUCCAACCCGUACCCCAGCGAGGAAGCCAAGGAGGAGCUGGCCAAGAAGUGCGCCAUCACCGUCUCUCAGGUCUCUAAUUGGUUCGGCAACAAGAGAAUUCGGUACAAGAAGAACAUUGGUAAGUUCCAGGAGGAAGCGAACCUGUACGCGGUAAAAACGGCAGUGGACGCUGCCAAUGUGUCGGCGCAAGCUAGCCAGGCUAACUCUCCGGCGACGCCCAACUCAGGUGGAUACCCUGCACCGUGCUACACACCUGACGGCCGGUUAUGAGGAGCUGUCAGGAAGUGGCCUUUUUACCCCACACAGCCUGGACGCUAACAACAGCUGGCAGGACACCACCAACCCCUCUUCCGUCACCUCUCCACCUGGUGCCCCCGGCAGCAUCCAUUCAGACACCUCUAACUAAGACAAAUGCUUUUCUUCCCUACUCUCACACAGACACCCACUGACACGUGCUCUCGACCCACCGCUCCUUCCACUGUCCCUGAUGUGGCCCCCCAAACCACUGCCAUCUCCUUGCUCUGACACCCUCCCCCCCCCUCCCCAACCUCAAGAUCGACACUACCCAUAAGCCCUCUGGACCAUCCCACCGGGCCAGGCAUGAUGGGGGGAAAAAGCACACAAACACUCAAUGCUCACUUCUGAGGACCGCAGCAGAAACACAAAAAGACAGGACUGCCUUCAUCACAAAGGGGCAAAACUCACUGCUGGACCGUGAUAACACUCCUCCACAUAGAGGAGCGAGAGAGAUAGAACACACAGAGAGGUUCCUUCCUGUGAGCCUAAAAACAACACGCAACGUAAUGUGAUGACCGGUCUCCUAACAAAGGCCUGAGAUGAUUGAACUCACUCAUCAUCCACCCACCAACACGCACACACGCACACGCACACACAAACAAGGCGUCACCCUCUGUAGACUUCUGCAUUCAUUUCUGAGGGUGAAACCAGCAGGCGGCUGAGCACCAGACGCCCCUCUGUCUUGGGGAGGAGUCUGCAGCUCUCUCCAGUCACAGUGGACACCUCCCUCUCUGGGUCCUACUCACGGCUCCCCAGCCCCACCACCACCAUCACCACCACGCUUGUACCAAAGUGCUGUACCAACAGUGGUCAUCCCUUCCGUUUCCUCACAGAACAACCUCAGACACCCUUGAACUGAACACCAAUGCAAGAUAUCCUUACAUCCUGUUCUGCUUGUUGCAAGUCGGUUCCUUUUUAACGGAGUUUCAAAAAAAAAAAAAAAAAAAAAAAAAAACAAGCUCAACGUAGCACUAUUAUUAAGUAAGUGAAAAGAACCUUAUAGUAUUGUAAUAAGGUUGUUUAAAGUACUUUUAUCAAACCUCUCAAUGCUUGUAUAUGGACACCCACAAGACACACACACACACACACACACACACACAAACACACACACAGACACAACGUUUACAACAGCUGACAACUAAUGAAAAUGUGUUAAGCACAAGUAUUUUUUUCAGCAAUUGGACCUCUUCCGUAGGACACAGGUCAGAGCAUAGGAUGCUUUCAUUCAGAAAGAAAACAAAGGAGUGCUGAGGUUGCAGCAGGACGUAUGUCAGACAUACCGCUAACAGGCCGAAGAGACAGGAAAGUACUGUGCAGGACAGAGGUUGGGAGAGGAGAAUGUAUAGGUUCUUUCUAUGGAAAUGGAUUUCUAUCUCUCUUUCUCUCCCAUACACACACUCGCACACACACACACACGCACACACACACUCUACACACACUCUGCAGCCACCCUGGUCACUUUUGUUCAAUACUGUUGUGUAAUCCUUGGAUUUUUGUUUUGUUUCCUUUUAUAUAUAAAAAAAAAAUGUAAUCUGUUUCUUUUGUUUUUUUUCUCAAGUAAUACCCCAGCCACCAAAUACAAAAAAGUACAUUUGUAGAGUUGAAUAAUUUUAUGUUAGAAUAAGGGGAGGGGAGACGUGGGAGACUGAAUAGGGAAUGGUUUUUUUCAAAACCAGAGGAAUGCUACGUGUAAUUGUCUUCCAUGCAUGUAGACGUUGGUGUUUUUUGUGGUGUCAUCAGACCUGUGCAUCUACAUCAGUUCAGGUGACUAACUGGUUCGCUCUUCUAUUUUUGACUUCUGGAGAAGUUGUAAAAACUUUUUCGAGAGGGUACUAAUGACAGACCAAAAAAAUGAAGAAAAAAAAAAUCAUCAUACACACACUGUACUGACAAGUCCUGCUGGCUGGUGUUUCUGUUCUUGUUCUUUCUUUGAAUGGUCUCUGUUUAGGGUUCCCUUCCCUUCUCCCUUCCCCUCCUUUCACAACAUGCAGGCAGGAGGCCACAGAUGACCGAUUACAGUCGUUACCUGUAUUGUUACAAACCAAAAAUGUUUUCAGAUAUGUAAUUAUGAUGACAAAACUGUGGUGGGUGUGUUAGUCUGAAAAGUUACACCUGGGGUGGAAACAAGGAGAUUUGUCAGUUUUGCGUCAGUGUAUGUGUUUGUUAAUGUAUGUGUGUAUGAGUAUGAGUGUGUGUGUGUGUGAGUGUGUGUGUGUGUGUGUGUGUGUCUGAUCUUACCUUACGUUACUGUUGGUGUACCAGGGUGGGUGGGAUGUUUUGUUGUGGGUGGUCUGGGGAAGAGAGGUGUAGGGGAAAGGUUGUUUGAUCACUCACCCCUGUGCUUUGAGUUGAUUGUAUCAUGUGUGCAAUGGCAGCAUCCAUUCCACGGGAAGGCACGCUGUCUGUCGCUCUAGUUCUCCCAGCUGACCCCACGGCGGGAACUCCACUCUUUGUCUGUUAUCUAGGCCACUCAAACAAGGGCUUUUACUCUCUCCUUUGAAAAUGAACCAAAAAAGAGCAGCACUGGGUGUGUCAUGAUUCAAGACUAGAGCUUAAUACAGAAACACAUUUUCCACAUUUUUAUUUUCUCUAACUUUUUUUUGUUAACAACUUUAUUGAAAAAAAAGAAAAAAAAGUCAUGGUAGAACCAGAGUGUUUUGAUAUAUGAAUGACAAAUUCUACAUAUGAGACAAAGGACACUGAAAUGUAAAUUAGAGUUUUGUUUGUAAACAACCAAACUCUGACAAGCUUUUCAAGGUAUUAGCCAGAUUCUGGUGUCCUCUGUUCUUUACUGUUACUUAAAAGCGUUUCAUAUGGCUGUCUUUUACAAGUAAUGCUGUUACUACACCAAAAUUAUAAUUUUCUUUUCUUUUCUACCAGUCGUCUGUGGAUGUCUCUGUACAGAUUGUGGAAUGUUUCAACAUAUAUCUUUUUUAUAUAAAGAUUCUGUUUUCUUUUUUUUUCUUCUUUUUUUUUGUUGAGUUUCCUGGUUUGUUUUUGCCUUUACUCUGCAUAUGUAGUAAAGCAACAAUGUUUUCUUUUCUUUUUUUUUUAAACAUUUUAAUUCUACAGCUUAGUUUUUAAGUUUGACUGUGGAUUUUGGAGUGAUUACUUUGCUUAUUUAGUGUGUUUUUGUGGAAAACAGAGUUUGAGUUUGGUGCAGUGAGAAACACUUCCUACACAUACAGAUUUGGCUCUGUUGUUGUUGUUUUUAAAACAAGACUACCAGAAAUGUGCACUGUAGCAAUACCUUCUCCGCAGGCAGAAACCCAAAACUGCACUCUCAUUUUCCGUAGAAUGUAGCUGAUGAAUUGACUCUUACAGGUCAGGCACAGUAGCUUUCCUUUUUUUAAUUCUGAUGUGUUAUACAUUUUUUUUUUUUAAAAGAAAAAAAAGAAAGACACUGAGGUUCUGUGACUCACAUUUAAUGUAGUGAUUUAUUUUAAUUUUUUUGUCUUUUAAGUGUUGUGCUUCUUCAUAUAGAUAACAUCUAUGCCUAGUUUUGGGUCCAGCUGAAGUGGAUAGAGUGUUUUUUUGGAAGAUACCUGUGCCACUGUCGCUGAGCCUGUGUUUGUCAUCCUGCUACUCCUCAGCUUAACAAAUGCCUCUGCACUGCUCGAGUGGCUCCCCCUGCACCAAAUCAGAACUGCAUCGAUAGCGUUUUUAUAUACUUUGUUUUAUUAGACUCUUAGUGUCUCCCUCCUCCUUUCAUUCGUCUUUCUUCUUUAUUCACCCCAUUCUUUUUCUUCUCUACCUCUCUCUUUUUCCAUUUCUCUUGUAUAUAAAUCCCUCUGUUUUCAGGCUGGUCGGCCUGUAAAAUCCUUUUAUACCUCAACUUUAGAACUGUUCUAGUAAGAGAAAAAUAUGAGAAAAUUGUAGUGUUCCUUAUUAGAAAUACAAAAAACUAAUAAAAUAAUCUAGUGUGCUUUUUAUCAUUUUGGGGUGUUUAUUUUGGGGAUGUUUAUUUGCUUGUUUUAAUGGGAACAAUGACCUUUAGUCACUACAACUAUGCUAUUGUGACUUACAAAAAAAAUAAAAAAUGUGUAAAGAA
Molecule: messenger RNA, 5623 nt
Organism: Clupea harengus (Atlantic herring)
Lineage: Eukaryota; Metazoa; Chordata; Actinopteri; Clupeiformes; Clupeidae
Gene: pbx4
Product: pre-B-cell leukemia transcription factor 4
Biological process (GO): regulation of DNA-templated transcription
Cellular component (GO): nucleus
Molecular function (GO): DNA binding; DNA-binding transcription factor activity, RNA polymerase II-specific
Source: RefSeq, a predicted model, not a curated record